ACCAUCUUUUUUCCAUCAACUCCAUCUCCGUCACCUCACCAUCACCACCUCCACAACUACCACCAACCGCUCCUCACCACACAUAUCGCCAAUUCAAAUUCACUCCAACCAAAACCUCACCAGCACCCCAAUACCCAAACCAAAUCAAACCGACCCACCAACCAGCAAAAUGACCACAAAACCGCACAUCGCCCACACCCUCCUCACCCGCGCCCACUCCCCCGACACAGCAACAACGCUCUUCACCGAACGCAUAAAACAAAAGCCCCUCUACGUGCGCCCAACCUCCCCCACCCCCGCCGACAACCGAUCCCGACGCCGCCUGCACCGUCUCCGCAAAAAGACCUACUUCCUACGCAAACAAAAGCCGCAGCCCCUAACGGCGCGCGAAAAACGCAGUACCGGCGUCCACGCCCUCCCCAAGGAAGAAAUCAAAUAUGCCAUCUUCCAGGAACUGCAUGGCAUGUGGGUACGGUAUAUGCAGGAGAUGUUGGAACUCGGGGAGAAGAAGUUCAAGCCGCCGAUGAAUCCGACGGCGCAUGGGAGUAAACUUGUCAGUGCGGAUUUUCAUGGCGCCGAGGUGGAGGUUGUGAGGAGUCGGUGUGAGGGGAGGGUGGGGGUUAGGGGCAUUGUGGUUAGGGAUACGAAGUUUACGUUUGUGGUUGUUACCAAGGGGGAUGAGGUUAAGACUAUUCCGAAAGAGCAGACGAUUUUUCGCUUUACUCUGCCUUUGCCGGUGUCGGAGACGGCCAUGGAUGUGGACGGGACAUCUGCGACGGAGGGUACAGGUGCUGGCAAGGGGAAGGAGCUUGUGUUUGAGCUUCAUGGCAGUCAGUUUCAGAAUCGGCCUGUUGAUAGGGCCAACAAGAAGUUCAAGUGGAGGAAUGUGGAUUAUAUUUGAAGGUGGGAAGACUAUCAGAAGGAUUGGUGGAUCACUCUAUACGAUAUAAUGAGGGUGCCCAGUCUAGGAGACUGACCUCUACAGCUGGAUUCUCCGCCCAUACUCAUAUCACUGAGGUGGCUUUGGGCGAAGAAGUGCACUGUCGAUACUGACAUGCGUCGGGCAUAGGCUCGUGUAUCAAGCUGGAGUGCUUUGGUACAGCUCACCCAUUGACAAGAAGCAUGCCCGAUGCCGACACAUCGCAGUCUCCGCGUCGAUGGGUCUCUAGGAGAAACGAAGUUCUCCCGCUACAGAUGAAGACUUGCUGUCUAGAGACUUGAAUAGAUGGAAGGUCGACAAGUUAGUCCCUGGAUCAACAAGUUGGCGACCGACGCUACGAGGCAUGACUUAAUA
This is a messenger RNA of Aspergillus ibericus CBS 121593, 1294 nucleotides long. Its product is annotated as RNase P/RNase MRP complex subunit. The transcript has 2 exons. Gene Ontology annotation, cellular component: ribonuclease MRP complex; ribonuclease P complex. Gene Ontology annotation, molecular function: ribonuclease P RNA binding. Gene Ontology annotation, biological process: rRNA processing; tRNA 5'-leader removal. The record is from RefSeq and is a predicted model, not a curated record. Lineage: Eukaryota; Fungi; Ascomycota; Eurotiomycetes; Eurotiales; Aspergillaceae. Bases 170 to 901 code for a protein of 243 amino acids.